Molecule: messenger RNA, 3845 nt
Organism: Mercenaria mercenaria
Lineage: Eukaryota; Metazoa; Mollusca; Bivalvia; Venerida; Veneridae
Product: solute carrier family 28 member 3-like
Exons: 11
Coding region: 429-2411 (660 amino acids)
Biological process (GO): nucleoside transmembrane transport
Cellular component (GO): membrane
Molecular function (GO): nucleoside:sodium symporter activity
Source: RefSeq, a predicted model, not a curated record
GCAAUGAAACGUCGGUGGUUUCCGUGUCAUUACGUCUCGUUAGGCUAUUCGGAAUCCUUCGGACGUAAAUAUAGCUCAACGCGCAUUUGAAUUUCAGGAAAAGAACGGAGAAUGCCUAAAUUGCAUCUGAAGAAUACGUAACUUUUUUUAAAAAAAAAUUAACGCUCUUUUAGAAUGUGUUGAUUGUUUUAACAACAUAAAUGCAUGGAAUACGGUUAAACUCAUGCUACGAAUUUCGCCAGUAAUGCACACAGUUAUUCGAUUUUCGAUUUGUUAAAGUGGUCAUCAGUACUUAAGAGGUAUAAAAAAUAUUUAGAUAACAUUUAAUGUGUUGCUUUGAAUGCCAAAUUUAAAAAAGAGUAAUAUAUAUCUUGUAGUAUUUUGGUACUGUACUGUUGCUGGAUUUAUCUUAUUUAUACCGGUAUGAAAUGAAAACUUACGAUAUUACAAUAGAAAAACCUAUGAAAGUAUGUUUCAAUGAUUCUAUCAAGAUGCAUGAGCAAGGAAAGACAGACGGGAAAACCAAGAAAUAUGAAAUAAACGAUGACAGUAAUUUCAGUAUACAUGCUGAGAAUGUGAAAGAAUUCCUCAGAAAGUACAAACUGCAUUUCAAGACUGCAAGAAACAUUCUCCUGUUGGUUCUUUAUCUCGGUUACUAUGGCUACGCGAUGUAUUGUAACUUUGGAGAUGAACCUUCCAUCCGACUGACAGUAUUCACGGCGUUUGGCGUAGCAUAUAUAAGCUGGAAGAAUUUUCAGAAACUGGUGUGUUAUAGAAGGACAUGGGGAGCAUUUCGCAAGCAACUUUAUUCAGUUUAUACCGAUGGUAGAAGGCCCAAAAUUACUCAGUGGUUUUUCUACACCGUGUGGGGUAUCCUAUGUGUUGUUUAUAUCAUAAUAAACGUCGCUUUAAAAGAGGCAAGGAAUCUAAGACCUCUUGCUGGUAUUGUGGUAUACAUCCUCCUUCUGGUCCUCAUUUCCAACAACCGAAAACGGAUACACUGGCACUGUGUGUUUUAUGGUAUCAUUCUUCAAUGUCUAUUUGGGCUUUUUAUCAUCAAAACUACAGCAGGUACAACAACAUUAUUGUGGUUUUCGGACCGUUUGACAGAGUUCAUGCGUUACGCUGAUGUUGGUUCCCGGUAUGUUUUUGGCGAAAAAUAUUUGGAUCAUAGCUUUGUAAUGCAGACUAUUCCUGCCAUUAUUGUGUUUCUUGCGGUCAUUCAAGUGCUGAUGUAUCUUGGAGCUAUUCAAUUUGUUGUGAAGCUUAUAGGAACACCAAUGGCAUAUAUACUUGAUGUAUCAGCACCUGAGGCAAUCAAUGCUUGCGCUAAUAUCUUUCUGGGAGGGGCGGAAGCAGGUGCAAUUGUAUUAGAGUACCUCUUUACGAUGCCAACAUCCAGACUGUUUGCUAUUAAUGUCGGUGGUUUAGCUUCAUGUGCGGGAUCGGCUUUAAUCCAGUACAUGGCAUUUGGUGUGCCGAUUAAAUACUUGUUGGCUGCGUCGGCUAUGUCAGCUCCUGCAGCUUUAGUUUGUGCCAAACUCGUCUACCCCGAUAGAGAGGAAGAUGCGCUGAAAGAAAACGUGCAAGAUAUAUCAUCAGUUUCGACAACAAAUGAAAAUGGAUUCAAUCGACAUGCAUCCAAUGAAUUUAUGAAAGAAACGCUCCAACGUAUUCCAGUGGAAAAUAAUUCUGAAAAGGAAGGAGAAACAGUUAUAUCGGACGCAAUUGAUGAUGAAAGUGAAAAUGAUCAGAAGGAAAUGAAGAAUGAACACAGCCCUAAUUUUAAGAAACCGACAAGUGUUGGCGAAGCUCUUGUAUUUGGCACAAAGAAUGGAAUAAAACUUGCGACAAGUAUUAUUGGAUUGUUGAUUGUCUCCCUUGCUGUACUGGAACUACUGAACAAAACUGUAGAGUGGUUUGGGGAUCGAGUCAAUAUUCACAUCACAUUUAAUCUUAUCUUAUCCUAUCUGUUUUACCCGUUUGUGUAUGUCAUGGGAGUUGAUACUGAGGAUUGUCUACGAGCUGGCGAAUAUUUGGGGCUUCGUACAUUAUCAAGUCCCGGAAUUCCAUAUAUUAAACUUGGUCGACUAAUCCAAAACAGACAGCACUUGACCGCCUAUACUAAGGCAUUUAAUGAAUCGCUAGAAUACGACAGAGCAAGUGAUAUAUUCCUCCCUAACUGGAACAUGACACUCACAGACGGUGUUUUCUCGGAAAGAUCAGAACUUAUAGUGACGUAUGCAUUGUGUGGCUAUGCAUCGAUUCCCACGAUUGGUAUUACGUUUGGACUGACAACAGCAUUCAUCCCACACAGACUUCCCGAGAUAUCAAAACUAGGGCCAAAGAUACUAAUAGCUGGAACAGUGGCAAGCUAUCUUACAGCAUGCGUAGCAGGGCUGUUAUCCUAAGGAGUCACUUGAGUUAUCUUAAGGAGUCACUUGAUGGUCCGGAAAAUACGAUAUACGUACAUUAAACACGUGUACAUACAACUAAUAUAUGUCAUAAAUCUUAUAUACCAUGUUUAGUUUCAUAAACAAACAAUUUUAACAUGGAUAUUCCUACAGAUUUUAAAAUGUUAAUUGUCCGGUUUUUUGUGUAUAUAUAACUAUUUUUUUACUAUGGAAAGCAUCUAAACUAUAGCUACUUUUUAAAUGGCCCGUUUCGGAAUGAUGCUCAUAUUGCUCUUUUUCCGGUUUUAACAUUUUGGUUGUAGACUGGUUAUACAUUUGACAUACAUACUCUAUAUUAACAGAAAAAAUACUGGUAUGAAAGAAAGGGUCUUCUGAAAACCCAGUUGCUUAAAGUACUUCUGAAAGCAAAAAAGGAGGUCAUACAUGUAUGUUCGAAUCUUUGGUGAUAAGAGCGACUCCGUGAUGGCUGAAUGAAAACACAAUAUAUAAAAUAAUUUGUCAUAUCAACUAAUUCAUGUAGAGAUGUUGUCAAUUUUUGCGGAGAACAGUUUAAUUCUUGUAUUCCAUGAAUAGUACGAACUGUAUAUAACUAAAAUACUGCGUUUAAUCGAAUAUGUCUACAUGUAGCUCAUUUGAAAGCGAAGAACGCAAAUAAGUGAAUUACAAGCAAAUUUACGCUUUAAAUUUGACAGUUUGAUUCCAGAGAAGCAGAAGUAAUGAGCAACGGAGUGUACUUUAAGCCUGUAUCAGGACGCUUACAGGUUAGUUAAGUCCAUAAGGAAGUUAUUUGAGAGCAUAAAGCGCACUGAAGUAAAAUAAUAGCUGGCUCAGACAGAUUGGGUAGGUGAGUUAGAGGUAAAACUGUGCAACAUUUCGCCUACCUCCCACAACACCAGUCUAAACGAAUUUCAGUAAAAAGCGUUGAAUGGAAUAGAUGGUCCUAAGAAAUAAGAAACAAUUGUAAAACAGAGUCAGAAUACGUGAAGAUAUUUUGCGACAUUAAGACUGCUGUUGUGAAGAUAAAUCAUAUAUAUAUGACAAUAUUCUUUGAAAGUAUAGAACGCAUCCAAGCAUUGCAAUAGAAGAAUGUGUUCGAAUGAGUCCGUUCAUGAGAUUUUGCGACAUUAAGACUGCUGUUGUGAAGAUAAAUCAUAUAUAUGACAAUAUUCUUUGAAAGUACAGAACGCAUCCAAGCAUUGCAAUAGAAGAAUGUGUUCGAAUGAGUCCGUUCAUGAGAUUUGAUGAAAUAUCACAAAACGAGAAUAGUCCACAUACAUGUAAACGAUUACUUAUCAGCAGGCAGUCAGCAGAUAAUCGAUUUGUUGGUGGCAAACAUUACAAAAGAUAAAGAAUAUAGAUUUACAAAUGAAUACUACAGUCAAACAAUACACAUUUGUAUAUUCAUAAUGACAGAAAAACGUACUAGCUACU